CACCAAGUUCCCAUUCACUCCUGUCACUGUGAAGAGUGAAGAUGAUGAAGAGAAAGAAUCCAGAGUGAGUCCAGCAGCCACAGUGGAGAUCUGCUGGAUUUCAGGACCAGAGAGGAAUGGAGGAGGACAACCAGAACCAGGAGCAGCAGAGCAACGAGGUCCCCAGAAGACAAGCAGCAGACUUGGACUCUGAUACCAGCCAUGUUCAGAUGCCCUCAGCAGACGUCAAGCUGGUGACCGUAGCAGGAAAGAAGGGCAAAAAGGCUGAGGAGGAGGAGCAGCCUGCAGCAGCAGCAGCAGAAGCAGCAGCGGCACCACCAGCAGCCACCGCCACAGCAGCAACAGCAUCAGAGGAGGAGGAAGAAGAGGAGUAUAUGGUGGAGGUUUUGGAUCGCAGAGUGGUGAAGGGGAGAGUAGAGUUUCUGCUGAAAUGGAAGGGGUUCUCAGAGUAUGAUUAGGAUAACACAUGGGAACCGCAGGACAACCUGGACUGCCCCAACCUUAUCGCCGAGUACAUGCAGAAACACAAGGAGAAGGAGGAGAAAAGAAGGAGGGCAAGAGGAAAGUUGUCAGUGAAGCCUUGGGAGACUGAGAGGAGCGUGGGAGCAAGAGGAAGAAGGAGGAGAAACGGAGAGG
Molecule: messenger RNA, 636 nt
Organism: Perca fluviatilis (European perch)
Lineage: Eukaryota; Metazoa; Chordata; Actinopteri; Perciformes; Percidae
Product: probable chromo domain-containing protein LHP1
Exons: 5
Coding region: 117-458 (113 amino acids)
Source: RefSeq, a predicted model, not a curated record